CGGAUGUUACCGACCGGCUUGAAAAUGGGGCACAAGAAAGUUGUGUUUGUUUUGGGGCCGCCGGGGGUUGGUAAAGGGACACAAUGUCGUAAAAUAGCCAGUUAUUACGGUUUUGUACACAUUUCGGCCGGUGAGUUGCUGAGGCGUGAGCGACAAGUCCGCAAUUCGGUUCACGGCGAACUGAUUGAUUCUUGUAUAAAAGACGGGAAGAUAGUUCCGGCAGAAAUCACUUGCAAGUUGCUGGAACGGCACAUGGAGGAGUCGCUACAAGACCGUUUUCUCAUUGACGGAUUCCCGCGGAAUUUGGAAAAUCGCGAAGGUUGGAGCAGGACAAUUGGGGAUAAAGUUGAAGUUAUGUUCGUUUUGUUUAUUGAUUGUCCUGUGGAGGUUUGUAUUGAGAGGUGCCUCAAUAGAGGGGCUGCGGCUGGAAGUGGGCGUUUUGACGACACGAUUGAAGUUAUUGAAAAACGGGUGGCCACACACCUUAAGGAGACUCAACCAACGGUUGAUUAUUACAGAGAAUUGAAUUUGUUGAGAGUCGUCGAUGGAAACAAGUCAGAGGAUGCGGUUUUUGAGGACAUUAAACAAAUAUUUAACGAUUAUUAAUAAAAAAUUAUUUAAUCAC
Tribolium castaneum (red flour beetle) is the source of this 625-nucleotide messenger RNA. RefSeq names its product UMP-CMP kinase. The record is from RefSeq and is a predicted model, not a curated record. The transcript has a single exon. Gene Ontology annotation, biological process: UDP biosynthetic process; 'de novo' pyrimidine nucleobase biosynthetic process; CDP biosynthetic process. NCBI's taxonomy places the organism in Eukaryota, Metazoa, Arthropoda, Insecta, Coleoptera, Tenebrionidae. Gene Ontology annotation, molecular function: ATP binding; UMP kinase activity. Gene Ontology annotation, cellular component: nucleus; cytoplasm. Bases 4 to 606 code for a protein of 200 amino acids.